Molecule: messenger RNA, 408 nt
Organism: Yamadazyma jaroonii
Lineage: Eukaryota; Fungi; Ascomycota; Pichiomycetes; Serinales; Debaryomycetaceae
Source: the annotation of a GenBank genome assembly
AUGAAGUUGACCACAAAGAAUGGGAAUGUUGUGAUAUUAAAAGGUCUGAUCGAUGAUGAGACUAGAUGUAAACAUUAUCAUAAUGAAAAUGAUAUAAUUGCCAUCAAGUUCAAGUGCUGUAAUAUAUAUUACCCUUGUUACCAAUGUCACAUUGAAUUUAAUGACGCAGGCGGGUCAUUUGAUGGCAGUGAAAUUCCUACCAGUGAUGGUGAUAAUUCUGUUACAACAGAGCCACAUCCUAUUGAUAGAUGGAAUAAACAUGAUCUUAUUGAUGAACCAGUGAUAUUAUGUGGCAAAUGUAAGAAAGAAAUGACAUUCAAUGAAUAUAGUUCGUUAGUAUGUGAAUGCGGAGGUCAAUUCAAUCCUGGGUGCAAAUUACACUACGAUCUUUAUUUCGAUAUGAAAUAA